Lucilia sericata (common green bottle fly) is the source of this 1426-nucleotide messenger RNA. RefSeq names its product zinc carboxypeptidase-like. Lineage: Eukaryota; Metazoa; Arthropoda; Insecta; Diptera; Calliphoridae. Gene Ontology annotation, biological process: proteolysis. Gene Ontology annotation, molecular function: zinc ion binding; metallocarboxypeptidase activity. The record is from RefSeq and is a predicted model, not a curated record.
UAAAAGUAUGGGUAGCUCACGACAUUAGAAACACAAUUAAAAUCGUAAGCAAACGGGCAAGUUCAAUUAUGAAGGUGCUAUUAGUAUUUAUAGGCUUUGCGAGUCUAUUGGCUGUAAGUUCGGCAAAUCAAUUCGCAGCACGCUAUGAUGAUUUUAAGGUUUAUAGAGUCAUGGUAAAGGACGAUCAGCAAUUAAAGGAAUUUAUUAAAUUGUGUGAUAGUUUACCGUUGCGCUAUUUGAAUGAACUUAAAGGUCCUGGUCAAAGUUAUGAUGUUGUUAUCGAUCCUGCAAAUCAAAACAAGUUGGAAACGCAAUUACGUUUUCUGGAAUUAGAAUUCUCCUGCAUGAUCGACGAUUUACAAAGUGUCUUAGAAGAAGAAUGUCAACCUGAAACCCGUCAAACUAAUAUACAACGUAAGCGCUCCGACAUGGAUUGGACUCAGUACCAUGAUUUACCUGUCAUUUAUAGUUGGUUACAGAAAUUAACCUCAAAACAUCGCCGUUUAGUCAAACCCUAUGUUAUAGGUCGUUCUUAUGAAAAACGUCCCAUUAAGGCCAUAAAAAUUUCCGCUAAACCGGGUAAUAAAGCCAUUUUCGUAGAGUCCAAUAUACAUGCCAUCGAGUGGAUUUCAUCGGCCACCACUACCUGUUUCUUUGAGAAUUUAUUGAAUUCUGAAGAUCCCAAUAUGAAGAACUUAUUAGAAAAUUAUGAUUGGAUAUUUGUUCCCGUUUUGAAUCCUGAUGGUUUUGAGUACUCACACAAUGUUGAGAGAUUAUGGCGUAAGAAUCGUAGACCAACGGGUUUCCAUAAUGCCUCAGGUCCUUGUUAUGGUAUAGAUAUGAAUCGUAAUUUUGGCUAUGGAUGGGGAAUUAGUGGUUAUAAUUUUGAUGUCCCCUGCGAUCAUUGGUAUGGUGGUGCUAAACCCGACUCUGAGCCCGAAGUUCAGGCCUUAGAACGGUUUGUUAAUAGCUUCGAAGAUGGUUAUAUACGCAUGUAUUUAGCUUUUCAUUCCUUUGGCAAUUAUGUGCUGUUACCUUAUGGUCAUACUAAUACCGAAUUUCCUCCCAAUUAUGAUCAAAUGAUGCGUAUAGCUAAUGCUUUUGCUGAUGCGGCUCGUGUGAAAUAUGGUACCGAUUUCAAAAGUGGUGCUAGUGGUUUAUUGAACUAUCCUGUUUCUGGUUCUGCCAAGGAUUGGGCUUAUGGUGUUAAGAAAAUACCUUUUACGGCUACUAUUGAAUUAAGAGAUCGUGGUCAAUAUGGUUUCUUUUUGCCACCUUCUCAAAUUAGAGAGGUCUGUGAGGAGGUAACAGAUGGUUUGGUGGCCAUGGUGGAUAAAGCUCAGAAAGAGGGAUUAUUUGAUUAGAAUCAUCAAAUAAGAAAUAAUGUCAAAUAAAAAUUUUAAACAAAUAUUGUUCAGAUUUAUUU